Messenger RNA from Manis javanica (Malayan pangolin), 1707 nucleotides. RefSeq names its product N-terminal EF-hand calcium binding protein 2 (gene NECAB2). Gene Ontology annotation, cellular component: cytoplasm. Gene Ontology annotation, biological process: regulation of amyloid precursor protein biosynthetic process. Gene Ontology annotation, molecular function: calcium ion binding. NCBI's taxonomy places the organism in Eukaryota, Metazoa, Chordata, Mammalia, Pholidota, Manidae. The record is from RefSeq and is a predicted model, not a curated record.
GGGCUUCCGGGCGGCGGCGGCGGGCGCGGCGCGAUGUGUGAGCGGGCGGCGCGCCUGUGCAGGGCCGGCGCACACAGGCUGCUCCGGGAGCCGCCGCCGCAGGGCCGGGCGCUGGGCGGGCUUCUGCGCUGGGUGGGCGCCAGGAUGGGCGAGCCCCGGGCGCCGCUGGUCCCCGAAGUCCCCGCCGCGGACCCCAGCCCCGGCCGGGGCCCCGCCUCGCCGCGCGGGGGCACCGCUGUCAUCCUGGACAUUUUCCGCCGUGCGGACAAAAAUGAUGAUGGGAAGCUGUCCCUGGAGGAGUUCCAGCUCUUCUUUGCAGACGGUGUCCUCGACGAGAAAGAACUGGAGGAUCUCUUUCACACGAUUGACUCGGACAACACCAACCACGUGGACACCAAGGAGCUGUGUGAUUACUUUGUGGACCACAUGGGGGACUAUGAGGACGUCUUGGCCUCACUGGAGACCUUGAAUCACUCUGUCCUGAAGGCCAUGGGCUACACCAAGAAGGUGUAUGAGGGUGGGAGCAGCGUGGACCAGUUUGUGACACGGUUCCUCCUGAAGGAGACGGCCAACCAGAUCCAGUCGCUGCUGAGCUCCGUGGAGAGUGCAGUGGAGGCUAUUGAAGAGCAGACCAGCCAGAUCCGGCAGAACCACAGUAAACCCAGCCACGGUGCAGUGGAGACCUGGUAUGGAAGCCCCACUUCCCCCUAUGCCCCCAGCCACAAGCCCGUGGCCACGGAACAAGGGAAGAGCCUUCUCUCUGUCACCACGGACCCCAAGACUGAGGGCCUGGAAGCCCAGAUCAGCCGGUUGGCAGAGCUGAUAGGACGGCUGGAGAACAAGACCCUCUGGUUUGACCUGCAGCAGCGCCUCUCGGAUGAGGAAGGCACCAACAUGCACCUGCAGCUGGUCCGGCAGGAGAUGGCCGUGAGCCCUGAGCAGCUGAGCGAGUUUGUGGACUCUCUGCGGCAGUACCUGCGGGGCACCGCUGGAGCCGGGAACUGCUUCCACAUUGCGGCCGUGAGGCUGUCGGACGGCCUCACCUUCGUGGUCUAUGAGUUCUGGGACACGGAGGAGGCGUGGAAGAGGCACCUGCAGAGCCCACUGUGCCGGGCGUUCCGGCAUGUCAAGGUGGACACGCUGAGCCAGCCCGAGGUCCUCUCCAGGAUCUUGGUGCCAGCUGCUUGGUGCACGGUGGGCCAUGACUGACCAUCCCCCAGGCCCUGAGGAUGAACCUGCCACCCAACCCUCUUCUUAUAAAGGACGUCCCCUCUUUUCUAGAAACUUUGGUAUACAGGCUGUCUUUUCAAUAUAUUUCCAAAUAGGAGUGUGUUUCCCUGCUGUUGGAGGUGAAGGAGAACCCCUCCCCGGCAGCCCCCACCUCUGUUGUCUGAGCUGCUGGGCCCUGCUGAAGCCAGGGGUCAGUGGGGAUGGGAGGCUUCCUGGAGCCCACCCUCCACCUCUUCCUCGCCACCCCCACCCCGGCUGACUGUCCACGCAUGACGAGCCCCCCAUCACCCGCCUGCCCUGGCCUCAGCAGGACGCUCCUCGCCACUGCCUCUCACUGCCCUGGUUGACAUUCCUCUCCCUGGUAGGAGCCAAGACCCUGUAAGGCCCAGCCUCGGCCUGUGCCACGGGCAAACAGCUGCUGCCGGGCCAGGCACCAAAUAAACCUGGCUGGGAACAGCUGCAUGCUGUGUGUGUCUG